CACCCAGUUGGACGCAUGCACCCUAUCCGACCAGUCAUAAAAUGUUCGAGGCGUUGCAAAUCUGUCUGGACCAUGCGGUACAACCGGCCUGUUUUUCUCGCUAACCCUUUCGAUUUAGUCUUUUUUGAGGUCUAUGGAUGUCAGAUGAAUCACAGUGAUACGCAGAUUGCCCGAUCAAUUCUACAACAGGCUGGAUUUCGGGAAGCUCCGUCGGUCGAGAAGGCAAACACGGUUCUGUUGAUGACAUGCGCGAUUCGGGAAAGUGCUGAACUGAAAAUUUGGAAACGUCUUCACCAUUUGCGUCUCCUAUCCAAUAGGCACAAUCUUCAUUUGAGAAUAGGUAUUCUUGGUUGCAUGGCUGAACGUCUCAAAGAGCGUCUUCUCACUCAAUCUCUCACUGACCCCGAUAAUCCGGUCAAUUUUGUUUGUGGACCUGACGCCUAUCGUAACUUGCCCCAGUUGAUACAGGAUGCACAUGCUGGGCAGUGCGGGGCCAGUGUGACACUGUCAUUGGAAGAGACUUAUGCCGAUAUCACUCCGGUCAGUAAAGAGAAAUACUUGGACGUCGCACUGAUUUCCGUGAUGCGUGGAUGUGACAACAUGUGCACUUAUUGUAUCGUCCCGUUUGUUCGCGGUCGGGAACGAAGUAGACCUCUGCGAUCCAUCGUAGAUGAAGCGAGACAAUUGGUCGACGAGGGUGUAAAAGAGGUCACUUUGCUCGGUCAGAAUGUGAAUAGCUAUUGCGAUCGAUCAGCUGAUACUGUACCGCUUACACAAGCCGUUUCGGCCACACUCAGUCCCGGAUUUCGUACAGUCUAUCGACCGAAACAGGGCGGCUGGCGUUUUGUCGAUUUGUUGGAUGAAGUGAGCCGAAUCAGUCCGGAAUUGCGUGUUCGAUUCACGUCACCUCAUCCGAAAGAUUUCCCGGUGUUGCAACUGAUCGGCGAAAGAGCCAACAUUUGUUCUCACCUGCAUUUGCCAGCACAAUCGGGUAGCCGGACAGUCUUGGAGCGCAUGGGACGGGGUUAUAGUCCUGAGGCCUAUCUGAAUUUGGUGCACACUGUCCGUCAGAUAAUUCCUGGUAAGUUUCUCCGCAGACGGGUUGACUGCUGUAGGAGCCAUGUUCGGUGUGUUUUCCGCCUUCAAAGUGCAAAAUGUUGGUUUAUCCUAGCCCCAAACCUCACUCGGACUGGAGAAGUAGUGGGACAAAUUUUGCUAUUUUCGGCAGCUUAA
Echinostoma caproni is the source of this 1233-nucleotide messenger RNA. The record is from the annotation of a GenBank genome assembly. NCBI's taxonomy places the organism in Eukaryota, Metazoa, Platyhelminthes, Trematoda, Plagiorchiida, Echinostomatidae.